Messenger RNA from Neohortaea acidophila, 814 nucleotides. RefSeq lists its product as uncharacterized. The transcript has a single exon. The record is from RefSeq and is a predicted model, not a curated record. Bases 157 to 756 code for a protein of 199 amino acids. NCBI's taxonomy places the organism in Eukaryota, Fungi, Ascomycota, Dothideomycetes, Mycosphaerellales, Teratosphaeriaceae.
GGCUUGGCGUGUGGCUUAGUCAUGUAUGUCACGUGCAAAUGGCCGACUUCAGCUGUUCGAUAGCUCCCCACCUCGGUUUUGGUUGAUCCCCAGCUUGAUCAGCUAUGAUGAGGUAUUCAUUCGAGGUCUUCCUGAAAACUUGUAGUGUCAUUCAUCAUGGACAGUUCUCAACAAGCAUCGUUGCUCCUCCAGCUCCCAAAAGAAUUGCGAUUGAUGAUCUACGACUACGCCUUGCCAUCGGGACGCCUUGCACGUAUCGAAGUCGGCAAUCGUAACUACAACGAGAAAGACCUCACAGAAUGGCCACAACAACCGGGCAUCUGUCGCACUUGCCAGCUCCUUCGAUCCGAGACGCUGGAAAUGUACUAUUCCCGCUGCUCGAUUCUCCUCAACGUACAGCAACCUGAUGGCUUGGCCAUGGCGCUGAGUUGGCUGGAAUGCGUGAGCGCCGAAGCUCUGAACAAGAUCUGUUCCGCAUAUGUCACUGCAGGUUCGGGGUCCGUCGAGCCGUCGAAGUCUUACCGGAUCGAUCUCCAUCACCCGGCUCUCAUCAGUGCGACGCGGCCCCAUGCUGCAGCGUAUCUGUACAGGCUGGAGAAGCAUCGACUAAGAAUGAGUGAUUGGAGUCCACUUGCUACGGACGAAGUGAAAGCGCGUCUCGUGGAAAUGCCUGGAAGCGGAUCCCCCGACUUCAGCGUUGCUGCCACCUUGCGUGUUGUGAUUGAAGUCGUGAAAGACUUUCGUCAGAAUACAUGACGCCUGGCACAACGGUCCCCGGCGACUGAGAAUUAGAGUAUGUGUGAAAGAUAUAUGU